This is a messenger RNA of Annulohypoxylon maeteangense, 219 nucleotides long. RefSeq lists its product as uncharacterized. The transcript is spliced from 2 exons. Lineage: Eukaryota; Fungi; Ascomycota; Sordariomycetes; Xylariales; Hypoxylaceae. Gene Ontology annotation, cellular component: membrane. The record is from RefSeq and is a predicted model, not a curated record. The coding region runs from base 1 to 219 and encodes 72 amino acids.
AUGGGCAACGUGCUUACCACGGCCGCUGGGGUUGCCGUCACUAUGGCACUUGGUAACCCACUCGGUGCAGCUAUAGCAGCUCCAAUCCUUGCACUUUUUGGGUUUCGUGAUACAGGAAUCGGUGCUGGUUCUAUGGCCGCGUUUUUGCAGAGCGCUAUAGGGAAUGUUGCUGCCGGAGGUAUUUUCGCUGCUCUGCAAGCAGCCGGAAUGGCUAGAUAG